AACUUUAUUCCGAUUAAAUGAAUAUUGAAAUACAAAAUAUUAGGAUAACGUAGCCUAUAAUGAACAUCGCAUCAUGUCAUGUCAAUGGCGCUGUUUCCUGUCAAAUACGGGCGAGUCAACUACAAGGGCUUGAAACAUAGAUCAUGAAAAUUAUGAUAAAACAAGAAAUGUACUAAUUUAAACACCCUGAAACCGUUGAACGUGAACGCGCCGGUUUGGCUGUACGGGAGUGUGUGUGCUUCAAGCAGUUCUCCGGUCCCGGGCGUUCCGGACUCCCACGUCAGCAAAACGUUUUUCCAGCACAAACGGGUUUCGGUCUUUCGGGCAAAGCAGGAAGUGAAAGCCGUGCGCCCUGAAAACAAAAGCUGGAGAAAACACCCAAAGUAUACAGACUGAAAAAUGGAGAUGGUUUGUGAAAGUGGGACAUGUAGACUCUACCGGAGUGCUGGUGAAGCAGGGCAUCCGCCUAUUUACAAGCGAACUCGUGCAGAAAUUGCAGCCAUUCACCAGAGUUGCUUGUUGAAACAACUGGACCAUCAGAGGCAACAGGUUUUGUUUUGUGACUGCAACAUAUUGGUGGAGGGACACAUUUUUAGAGCACAUCGUAAUGUUCUGUGGGGCAGCAGCGGAUACUUCCGGAUGCUGUUAUCUCAGGAAGCUAAAGUCACUCAGAACUCAGUAAGUGCUUCUUUUGAUGUCUUCAGCUCUGCAAUUUUUUCGAUUAUCUUGGACUUUAUUUAUUCUGGUCAACUGGAGCUCAACAGUUCCAAUGUAAUAGAGGUGAUGUCAGCAGCCAGCUACCUGCAGAUGAAUGAUGUCAUUUCCUACUGCAAAACCUUUAUUAAAUCUUUUCUCGAAAUCAGCGCGAAAGACGACGACGAAAGUCAGUACUUGUGUCUGUCGGAGGGCAGUCCACCUCAGGAUAGACACGAGAAUGUCAUCGAGCCAUCCACUAUGUGUGAUGUAAGCACAAGGCCACAGACCAGAAGCUGGGAGCACCAAGAGGAGGACCACACAACAGAGGAUAUCAGAGGAGCCAUAGUCUCCAGCCCACAGCCAUCAGGGCUUCAGCAGAACUCUCCACCACAGCCCAAUCUAGAGUCACAGAUGGAGGAGGAGCAGUUUAGCCCUGUGCUGUCUGAACACAGAAGAAGAGGAAGCAGGAAAAGAACUGCGACCAGUCGCUUUGUAACAGAAGACACAUCGCUCAUUGACCUAGAGGGGGUGGUAUCCCACUGCACUCAGAAGGCAGAUGAGCUGUAUGCCAACCUUCCAUCAAUUGUUGGGGUAGUUGGUGUGUUUAAUAAAGAUUCCACUCCCUCUAUGCGUUAUAAAUGUCCUUUCUGCACGCACACAGUAAAAAGGAAGGCAGAUUUGAAGCGACACCUCCGCUGUCACACAGGUGAGCGUCCGUACCCCUGCCAGGCCUGCAGCAAGCGUUUUACUCGCCUAGAACACCUGCGUAGCCAUUUUGAGACGGCCAAAUCCCGAGGACUAGCGUUAUUUCUCCAAAUGACUCCUUAUCAUGCAUAUCAGAAGAAGAUCCACCAGGCUCGUAAACUGGUUUGCAGGAAAUGCAAACGUCAUGUAACCGAGAUAAAUGGCCGAGUGGUGAGCGAGGGAACUCGCAGAUACAGACUGUGCAAUGUUUGUAUUCAAGAGAGUGGCUAUAAUGAGUUAAUUACAGAUGGAAAUAAAGAGAAGGAAGGGCUAUUGUUCGAGGUGGAAGAGGACACAAGUGAGGACAGGGAAAUGACAUGGGUCAUGGAUGAUGAUGAACUUGCAGAAGAUUCUGGUGCAGAUCUCAUCAUCCAGGAGGUGGACGACAGCGAUGAGGACACCAGUGGAAAGUGAUGAUUAUGACCAUCCUGACAGUCUCAGGUGUUAUCAUUUCAGAACAGAGAUUAUUGCGUGGUUUGUAUAAUUUCAAUUGUUCUCAUUAAAUAUAAAAAUACUGCUUUUAUAAAAUACAAUUUUAUUCCUGUAAUUUAAAUAUAAAUAUAGUUUAUUUCAAAAUGACAAUUACAGGAAAAAUUACAAUGUGGUUUAACAAUCUCAUGCAAUGGGACAGAUCUUUCUGACAUUCUAUUGGGUUAUUCUUGCCAUUGGCUAUAAUUCUUCCUAGCAGUUUUUGUGUGUUCGCAGUUAAAUUAACACACAGAUUUAAUCAUAUAAUUUUGCAUACUGUGUGGCAUGGAUUCAGCUUACAUUUUCCUACUUGUUGUAUAAUACUCUAAUUUAUGUAAAAACAUUUUCAAAAACAAUUUGUUAAAAGUCACAUGCCCAACAUAAACUUUGUCUGAAAAUAAAACAUUACAUAUAAGCACUUUUUGAAACCAUAUGUUAAUGUGAUUAUUAUUUACUACUAUAUUGUCACCUUCCUAAAAUAAUUGCUUAAGUCAUUUUUUCAGGUUUCUCAGAAAACACAAAUAAAUGGAACUAACUUCAGAG
Messenger RNA from Misgurnus anguillicaudatus (oriental weatherfish), 2451 nucleotides. NCBI's taxonomy places the organism in Eukaryota, Metazoa, Chordata, Actinopteri, Cypriniformes, Cobitidae. The record is from RefSeq and is a predicted model, not a curated record.